UCUCCACCAGCAUCCGCCUUUAAAAGCUCUACAGUGCAACUCCGGUCCGUAUAUUGUGGCAGACCAUACUCGGCAAGAUCCACUGAGAGCGUGUGUGACUACUUGGGCUGUUUUGAUCGGACAGUAGGCAAAGGUGCUUCUGGCGCAUCUGGAAGGUCAACCUGCUAAACAAUUAAUGAGGUUUAUAGUUUAGUUUAGGAUCCAAACGUGGUCAUUUGUGAACUUGGAUCGACCAGCCGUUUGCAGCCCUGCACCCGUAAGCGGAAUCCAGGAUGAGCUGUUGAGGCCAGGCUGCUGUUGCCGCUGUGCUGCCGAGGGUGGGGACAAAUCAGAUCUGUGAUUUGCUCGUUUGGUGUUCUGGCUGCCAUGGCGAAGAGCCCGGACGUUAAGCUGGCCGUGUUCGGCCGAGCCGGCGUGGGGAAAUCAGCACUUGUGGUGAGGUUCCUGACGAAACGCUUCAUCUGGGAGUACGACCCUACACUUGAGUCAACCUAUCGCCAUCAGGCAAAUAUCGACGAUGAGGUCGUCUCCAUGGAGAUUCUGGACACAGCAGGACAGGAGGACACGUUGCAGAAGGAAGGACACAUGCGCUGGGGCGACGGCUUCGUCAUCGUCUACGACAUCACUGACCGCGGCAGCUUUGAGGAAGUGGCCCCGCUCCGGGGCCUCCUGGAGGAGGUGAAGAAGCCCAAGAACGUGCCGCUGGUUCUCGUGGGCAACAAGGCCGACCUGGAGCACGCGCGGCAGGUGGGCACCGAGGAGGGUGAGCGGCUGGCUGCCGAGAUGGCGUGCGCCUUCUACGAGUGCUCGGCGUGCGCCGACGAGGGCGGCUGUGUGGCCGAGGCGUUCCACGAGCUGUGCCGCGAGGUGCGGCGGCGGCGUGCCGUCCAGGGCAAGGCACGUCGCCGUAGCUCCACCACGCACGUCAAACAGGCCAUCAACAAGAUGCUCACCAAGAUCAGCAGCUAGAGGCCGAGACGCUGCUAGGAGAAGAACGGAAGAUGAACAAGACAAAAAAAUAAAGACGAUAUGCCACUAUAACAUUAGUAUGUAAAAAAGAAUGACUGAAUUUGAUUGAAUGGACGCUGUUUUUAUAUAUAUACAUAUAUGUUAUGGUUAUAUUUCUCUUAUCUGGGCUGGGUAGCCUUUACUGGAGAGCAGUGUCAUGCAGGAACACAACACUUACAUCGGCUGCAUAGAUGGCAGUGGAACACAUAUUCUGUUGUUUUUUUCCAUGCUAAAAAUGACAUGGUUCUGGAAGACUCUAGACUAGAACAUUCUUGGAAGUGUUUUGAGGUGGUAAUCAUUGAACAGCUUUGAGGAACCCUGGGAGUUCUUAAUUUAGGACCGGAAGGCUUUCACACAAACACACAAGUUUAUCCGUAUGAAGGGGCAGACUUUUCAUGCUGUUAAGCUCUUUAAUCCUAUUCUCAUGGUCUGCUCUACAGUGAAUUUGAGACAACAGACUUAAACGUUACUGGCAUUGGCUUCAGCAAAGUUUGGUGGGGAAUGUUUUGAUAUGAUCCGGGCCCCCUGUUUGUGUAUUUACAGUCAGAGCAGAGCAACAUUGAAGGAUUCGUUGAAAAGAGUUAUCGUCUAAGACCACUAUGCAGCCGGCAGUCUUUUUCAGCCCCAUAGCACAUGGCUGACCCCCGCGAGCUCUGAGGCUGCUCGUCAAAUAAACCAUCAUUUGCCCACACAGACACGGCCUACACUCUGACAACAAACAAUCAACAUUCUCCCCCCCCCCCCGAAAAAAGCGCACUGGAACCCUUCUAUGUCUUUACUCCCUAGUAGGCCAGAGAUAUAAUCUGUUUCAAGGAAGCGGACCAAAAAAAAAAGAAAAACUCGGAGGAUGUGGUCAAACAGUCCCCCCAGCGCGUUAUUCCCUACUAUCUAAUCACUCUUGUUUCUUUCCGAGGGAGUUUCUUCCUGGGUUUUCACAUUUCCCCAAGCCAUCCUUCAGUCCAGCAACAUCCUGAGUGGAUGGGCCGUCGUAAUUGUAAUGUAUGUAUGUAUAAUACUGCCUUAACAUCUGAUGGUGAAUGGUUUGUUUUUCUUUCGUCCGGAAGUAUUCCUUAUGACUCCGUGCAAUAAGGGCAGAAUCAGCAGUUCGUAGACAUGCCUGUAUUUAAUGCCAAGCUGUUUCAUCUCUGAAUUAUACCGUGUUGUGUCCCUUAAAUCUAGAUAAUGAUUUUGAGUCAGGGAAAUACUUGGACUUUUUUUUUCCUGCUGUGCAAUUGUAAUGAAAGAUCGUUUAAAUAUAUGUAUAAAUGUUAUUAUUAAAAGACAGAAACAGACA
This is a messenger RNA of Clupea harengus (Atlantic herring), 2302 nucleotides long. It is a transcript of the gene rerg, whose product is annotated as RAS-like, estrogen-regulated, growth inhibitor. Lineage: Eukaryota; Metazoa; Chordata; Actinopteri; Clupeiformes; Clupeidae. The record is from RefSeq and is a predicted model, not a curated record. Gene Ontology annotation, molecular function: GTP binding; GTPase activity.